GCGGCGGUGGCGGCGGACAAGAUGGCGGCGCGCGGUGAGGACCGGGAGGCUCCGGAGGCGCCUUCGCCGCCCCCGCCGGGCCCGGGCGGCGGCGUCAACGUGUUCGCCAACGACGGCAGCUUCCUGGAGCUCUUCAAGCGCAAGAUGGAGGCGGAGGAGCAGCAGCGGGAGCGCGAGGCGGCGGCGGCCGCGGAGGCGUCCGGUGGCGGCGGCGGUACCGGCACGCAGCGCGGCGGGGCUGACGGCGCCAAGAGGAGCGGCGGCACGCUCAGCUUCGUGGGGCGGCGGCGGGGCGGCAACAAGCUGGCCCUGAAAACCGGAGUGGUGGCCAAGAAGCAGAAAACGGACGAGGAGGUGCUGACGAGUAAAGGCGACGCCUGGGCCAAGUACCUGGCGGAGGUGCAGAAGUACAAAGCUCACCAGUGCAGCGACGACGACAAGACGAGACCCCUGGUCAAAUAACCCCGGCCCCCCCCAACCCCUCC
Messenger RNA from Camarhynchus parvulus, 485 nucleotides. RefSeq names its product telomerase RNA component interacting RNase (gene TRIR). NCBI's taxonomy places the organism in Eukaryota, Metazoa, Chordata, Aves, Passeriformes, Thraupidae. The record is from RefSeq and is a predicted model, not a curated record. Bases 22 to 462 code for a protein of 146 amino acids. Gene Ontology annotation, molecular function: 3'-5' exonuclease activity; 5'-3' exonuclease activity. The transcript is spliced from 3 exons.